Pogonomyrmex barbatus (red harvester ant) is the source of this 1165-nucleotide messenger RNA. RefSeq names its product box C/D snoRNA protein 1. Gene Ontology annotation, cellular component: nucleus; pre-snoRNP complex. Gene Ontology annotation, biological process: box C/D snoRNP assembly; maturation of LSU-rRNA from tricistronic rRNA transcript (SSU-rRNA, 5.8S rRNA, LSU-rRNA); snoRNA localization. Lineage: Eukaryota; Metazoa; Arthropoda; Insecta; Hymenoptera; Formicidae. The record is from RefSeq and is a predicted model, not a curated record.
UAUGUUGUUCAAUAUUAUUAAAACAUAGCGCGAAUACAAUCGAAUUUCCCACAUCUGUGCAUGCGCAUCUAUUUCUACGCAUCCAACAUACGCAUUCAGAUGGAUGCAAAUAAAUAACUUGGAAGGAUGGCGGCUACCGCAAGAAAAUUGGAAGAUUGCGAAGUAUGCGAUGCGGCAAAAGCACGGUACACGUGUCCGAAAUGCGAGGUUAGAACCUGUUCUCUCACGUGCGUGAACGUCCACAAGAAAGAGCUGGACUGCGAUGGAAUCCGGGAUAAGACGAAGUUUAUUCCUCUAACAUCAUUUACUGAUCUGGAUUUAUUGAGUGAUUAUCGCUUUCUCGAGCAGGUUGGCAGAUCAAUUGAGACAAAAAAAAGAAAUCCAGAAGUAAAGUAUACACGUCAAGUUGUUCUACCAAUGCAUCUACAUAAAUUGAGAUGUGCCGCAAGCCAUAGAAAAAUAACGCUGUUGUUUAUGCCACAAGUCUUCACUCGUCACAAGGAAAACACUACGUACCUGAAUUGGAAGACCAAUGAAUUGUUUUGGCGUCUAGAAUGGAUUUUUCCACAAGCUGAAAAUACAAAAUGCAUAGUAAAUAGAGCUCUAGAUAAUACAAGAUUAUCAACAUUAAUAGAACAAGUAUUGGAUCCAAUCUCAUCUGUCGAAGAGACUGAUAUUGAAAAGUUGAACGUAAGAUUGGCUUUAGCUGAUAAACUGCAGUUUUAUAGAGCAGUUGGAUUAAGUGGUAUCAAGGUUCUUUUAAAAGCCGAGAAAGUAAAGAAGGCAAUUUCUAGGUAUUAUGAUUUGGAUCUUACGCUUACACUAAAAGAAAAUUUAGAAAAUAAAACCGUACUGGAAUUUCCGACAUUACACGUCAUUAUGAAAGAUCACACAAAUAUAUAUGAGAUUAUAGAUACGGAUGAAGAAACAAGUGAUGCAGAGUAUACAAAUAAUGGAGCGAGAAAAAGAUACAAUGAUAACAGAUUUAAAAAGGAAGAUGAACCAGUAAAUUAUUUCUUCAAUGAUUUUUCGGGAUCUGAUGAUGAAAAGACAGACAACAAAUCAAAAAAGAGCAGACAGUCACUUGAUAUACCAUAUUAUGAACAUUUAGUAAAGAUGUGAAAAAUUUAUAUUUGUUAUUUAUAAAUAUUUAUAUUUACUUAUA